Molecule: messenger RNA, 2472 nt
Organism: Paramecium pentaurelia
Lineage: Eukaryota; Ciliophora; Oligohymenophorea; Peniculida; Parameciidae
Source: the annotation of a GenBank genome assembly
AUGACAUCAAAAAAAAUAUUGAUUUUGAAUACAUUCCUGUUCAUCUUAAUGGAUUUGGCAACGAUUUCAAUCUUGCUUUUUGAAUCAGUUUAAGAAGAGAUAGGAUAAAUAUUAAUGAUUUCAUUGAUAGUUGGAUUUGGAUUGUUUGUAAUAUUAUAACAGAUUCUUGUUUAUACUGAGUGGAAAUUGAAUAUAAAAUACAAAUUAAAUUUGGUUUCAUUUUUUGGAAAGAUCUUUAUUGUUUGGAUUGUGGGUGUCAAAUUGUGCACUAAUCAAUAUCUAAUGAUUUUAUUCUAAAUAUAUAUGACUUCAGAAUGUUAUAGAGGAAAUUCAUUAUAAUACUUGUUUAUUUUUAUGAUGAUUCUAAAUUUAUUCGAAUUCAAAAAGUUUAUAAAUUUUGGAUAUGAUUAACUCAUAAACUCAAUGUAAAUUAUUAUAUUGAUUGUUCAACAUUUUUAUUAAGUAAAGAAAUUAGAUGAUAAAUUUCAAUAAUCAUAUGGACAAGUAUCAACUGGAGGUGGAUAGAUAUAAUAAACCUUUGCAAUGAUACAAGAGUCUAGAAGAAGCAUUCAAAUUAUAAAUUCAUUAAAAUUGAUGGAGGAUGAACCAUGGUUAGACCAGUAAGAAUAUUAAAUCUAAUUAGAAAAUGGUUAUAAUAUGAGAAGUACCUAGUAUUGAGUAGAGAUUUAAAGUUGAAAUUUUAUAGUUUUGAUGUCAAUAUUUUGAGUAAAUCUUAAGAACUAACAGAAGAUUAGAAUGAAAUUGUUGAUUAACUUUUAGAUUAAGGAGUAAAGUUUAUAUCAAGACUAGACAAUAGUCAAAACUCUCUCUUCUGUCAAAAAGGAGUUACUACAUUGAGGUAAGUGUUAGAGAAUUAGUUGUAAACAUAGAUUAAUUACGAACAUUAUUAUUAAACAUUUCAGAUGCAGAGUCAUACAUUAGAUAUACAAAAGUAUUUAGUAAAUGUUUUUGGUUUGAUGGGUAGAUCAUAAAUGUAUUAUGUAAUGCACUUUUAACUUGUACCAAAACUAGCAAUUGAGAUAAACACUAAUAUAUUCGAUAUGUGUAAAUCCCUUUCUCAUGAACUAGGAACUAAUCUCAAUUGUAUUCAAAGUUUAUCAGAAAUAGCCUUACAAAAGUCAUCUAUCACUCAAGAUAUAAAAGACAACAUUAUUUAACCCAUUUUCACUAAUAGUUAAUAAUUAAAUCUAAUUAUUUCCAAUAUAAGAGAUUAUAGUUCAAUAGAAACUGAUCAAUUUUAAUUGAGUCUUUAAACAUUCAAUAUUCUAGAUGAAAUCAAAUAAAUUACUGACUUCUUUCAACUUACUUGUUAAUAAAAAGGAAUAAAUUUGGUUUUACCAACUGAAUCUUGUAUUAUUAAUUCAUUAUUAGUUCCUAUUUUUAAUGAUCGAGAUCGAUUUCGCUAAGUAAUCUUUCAACUAGUUUCUAAUGCUGUUCGUUUCACUAUUACUGGAACUAUCUAAAUUUUGAUCAAAUAAAAAGAUUUAUCAUAUGAAAUUAUUGUUUCAGAUACUGGAAUAGGAAUGGUUAGCAAUUCUACUUUUAAAUUAGGUUAGUUAAGAGGAGAAUAAUCUUAGAAGAAUCUUAGAAUAAAAAGUAAUGCUGAGAGUAUCAGAAAAUAGUAUAGGUUCAAGUCUAGGCCUAUUUAUUAGCAAUUUAUUAGUCAAAAAAAUGAAUGCUGAUGAAGAUUGCAAAAUUCAAUUCCAUUCUAACAAAACAGGAUCAUCUUUCUAUUUCUCCAUUAAAAACAUGUCCGAAUUCAAAGAUAAUAUUAAUAAACUCUAAUAAGUUAAAUUUCAUAGAACAAUCGUAAAGUUCUAAACCAUAAAUUCUUACUAUGAAAAUAUUAAUGAUAUCUAAAUAAAAUUUGGUUAACCAACAUUUAAAUCUAUUACUAGUGGAUAAUCCAAUUAAGAUGAUGGCAAUAUUACUGUUUAUUCAAAAGAAAUUGAAGAAAAUAAAUAAACUCUUCAACCUCUCUAAUCCCUUAUACCAUAACUAUAAGAUACUAUUUAAGCUUAUUCUCUUAAAAGCACAUGUUGUUCAAGAGUUUUAAUCGUUGAUGAUGAAUAUUUUAAUAUUAUGGCAUUGUAAAUGUUAAUGCAAUAAUAUUCUGCCAUUUGUGAUAAAGCUUAUAAUGGAAUGGAAGCUAUUGAAUAAAUAAAUGAAAAAUUAAUUAAUCCUUGUUCAAAAUGUUAAAACAGUUGUUAUUAAUUAAUCUUCCUUGAUAUUAAUAUGCCAAUUAUGGGUGGAAUUGAAACUGUUAAAAUUAUUAAAAGAAUGAUGAAUAAUAGAAUAAUUAAAAAGGUUUAUGUUAUUGCCAACACUGGAUUUAGUGAUUUGGAAACUAAGGAAAAAGCAUAUGAUGCUGGUAUAGACUUUUUUAUGACUAAACCUUUAAAUAUUAUGAAUUUUAAGAGUAUAGCAUCCAAAAUAUUCCCAAAAGGAUGA